AAUGACAAAGAUACAACUUAUACUUUUUCUACUGGGCGCUAUCGGCUCAGGAGUUUCUGGAAAUUUCGACAUAUUCGACUUAUAUUUACAGAAGACUUUUGGACCAGGGGAAGGAGUAUAUGAAUAUGAAUUUAGUGAUCAGAUUCCAUUUAAUCAAAAUUCUCCGGAGUACAAAAAUAAUCAAAAUUCUGGUAAUAUUGGGGCCAGUGUUGGAGGAGGGUAUCCAGGAAAUGCAGCCAUUUCCGGUCAACCUGGUAAACCAGGUCGACCUGGCAUUCCAGGACAAGAUGGAGGUCCUGGACAACCUGGUGGUGCAGGGCAGCCUGGCAGUCCAGGAGAACCUGGUGGUCCAGGGCAACCUGGCAGUCCAGGACAGCUUGGUGGUGCAGGAGGAGCGGGUGGAGCCGGUGGAGCUGGAGGGGCUGGAGGAUAUGGAGGGGCAGGAGGUGGACAAAAUGGAUACAAUCCAUAUCAAGGAUACAAUUAUCCAUACUAUUAUCCAUCUUAUCCAGGCUACCCACCAUACCCUGGUUACAAUUAUGGAAACUAUCCACAAGUUGAAACAGCACCUGCAAUUGUACCAUUGCAAUCAGCACCAACUUCUCAGUCGGUUCAAGCACCUGAAUCGACAAAAGUUCCUCUGUCAGAUCCAGUACCGUAGUCAAUGCCAGAGUCAUCAAACCAAGGUUACUUCUAUUAUCAGCACCUUCAAUACUGCACCUUAAUUGCUUCUAACACCUUUUGCACAACUCUGCACCAAUAAUUGCUUCUAAUUUUAAUCAGAAUUUCAAAUAUUAAUUAUAAUUAAAUAAAAUGACAAUCUUUUCUGUACUGACUUCAGUUGAACAGGCUUUCGUAAAUGCUAUUAAAUUGUGCUUAAAAAUUAUUGCAUGGAUGAAUUACAAAAAAUUACAUGAAAUAAGAGAAUAUAUCUUAAAUGAUUUCGCUUGUAUUUUAAUAAUUAUAUAAGUUUGAGUUUUUAAGCUUAUUUGCGUACAAACAGUUUAGUAUAUGUUGCGCUGUUGCAUGUUAAUGAUAAUCCUUGUAGUGUUUGGAAAAUAAAAUAAAUAUUGCAUACUUUAAAAGAAUAUUUCGACUAAGAAUGGCUUUCAUUUUGUUGAUUAACAUUUAAGAAACAUAGACUUGUAAAACAUUCGUGAGAAUGUUAAGAAAGUACAUAACCAGAAUACAAAAUUAUGUUUGUGUAUUUUAGAAUGUUUAAAAUUAACCACUUUCAUUCAAAAUCUACAAUACAAAGUUAAAUUCUUGAAACUCACCUACCGAGUAUGCAUCGCUUUUACCAGAUUUAUGAGUCACUCAAAUUUGAAAUCUAUUUUGACAUUUAUUCUUCUUCGGCAAGAGUUGUUUAUGAUAAAGUUUUCGUUGAAAUUUAUUACCUCAUGAACUUGUCAGAUUAUGUAUAUUAUAUACCAUAAUUUUUUCUGAGUCUAUCCCGUUACAUA
This is a messenger RNA of Argiope bruennichi, 1463 nucleotides long. Its product is annotated as cuticle collagen 2C-like. The transcript is spliced from 5 exons. The coding region runs from base 2 to 661 and encodes 219 amino acids. The record is from RefSeq and is a predicted model, not a curated record. NCBI's taxonomy places the organism in Eukaryota, Metazoa, Arthropoda, Arachnida, Araneae, Araneidae.